This is a messenger RNA of Vitis vinifera (wine grape), 1450 nucleotides long. RefSeq lists its product as uncharacterized. The coding region runs from base 118 to 1248 and encodes 376 amino acids. NCBI's taxonomy places the organism in Eukaryota, Viridiplantae, Streptophyta, Magnoliopsida, Vitales, Vitaceae. Gene Ontology annotation, molecular function: DNA-binding transcription factor activity; DNA binding. The record is from RefSeq and is a predicted model, not a curated record. The transcript is spliced from 6 exons.
UCUUUCUCCACAUGUCAAGGGCUAGGGUUUCAGUUCCCAAAUGCUGUUGAACCUUGUCCUGCAACUGCUCUCGUCGUCUUCUUCUUCUUCUUUGGCCUGAGAAUUGUUCGUGAAAAGAUGAAAGAAAUGAAGGGAGCUGGCGACAGUAGUACUGAAGGCUCCAAGACCACAAGUUUUUCUAACCAGGAGGGAGAAGAGGGAGAGGAAGAGGAGGUGGACGAGUAUAAAAAGACGAAGAAUGGCGGGAGCUCGAGCAAUAGCACAGUCGAGGAGAGUGAACGGAAGGCGGGUUCUGGAUCUGUGAGGCGAUAUGUUCGGUCCAAGAUGCCUAGGCUGCGGUGGACGCCUGAUCUCCAUCUUUGCUUUCUCCAUGCUGUUGAAAGACUGGGAGGACAAGACAGAGCUACACCCAAGUUGGUUCUUCAAUUGAUGGACAUCAAAGGCCUUAGCAUAUCCCAUGUCAAGAGCCAUCUGCAGAUGUACAGGAGCAAAAAGAUUGACGACCCCAAUCAAGUUAUGAUGGAGCAAGGGCUUUUCAUUGAAGGUGGAGACCAUCAUAUUUACAAGCUUAGCCAUCUCCCCAUGCUCCAAAGCUUUAACCGAAGGCCUGAUACUUCCGGUUUUAGAUAUGACAGUGCUUCGGCUUCUUGGAGAGCUAGUAUGGCAAACCAGACUUAUAGCCCUUACAGGGGUGGAGAUGCAUCUGAUAGAUCCAAAAAUGGCGGCUACAGUUCGGUUUCUGAGAGGAUUUUCAGAAGCAACAAAGGCAGUUCAGUACUCAACUAUGAGUUCCAUGUGGGUAAUUCUUCAUUCAAUGGACAAGCUACUUGGAAUAAUGCCCAUCACACCAGAGAAGAAUUCCAAUUGUACUCUCAAAGUCAUGGAUCCUGGAGAAGCCAAAUCAGACCAAGCUCAAUCCAAUCCAAUUAUCUCCAACCCCAAGUGCUUGAAAGCAGAAAACAACAAGUGAAUCGUUUGAACAACCCUCCCCCACCUCAAGAAAAUCAAAAGACCAUGCUGAAAAGAAAAAGUUCAGACUCAAACUUCGACCUAGAUUUGAAUCUCUCUCUGAAACCAGCACCAAAAAGCCAUGACCAUCAUUUGGAGAAAAUGGACAGUACUGAAAUCGAUAGCAGUUUAUCUCUUUCUUUAUUUUCACCUCCACCCUCAAAGCUUAGCAGGGUGAAGGAAGGAGAUGGUAGUAGGAAGCAUGCAGAAGGGGCAAGUACUCUAGAUCUGACUCUAUGAAUAGAGACAAACGUAUUCUAAGUGAGAUCUUGAGGUACUUGUUCCCAAAAAAAGCUAUGCAAUAUUAGUUCAUUGUCAUGUCAUGUAGCAGCAGGGACAGAAGGUAAUAGCCACUGUGUUUCUUCUUCUUCUUCUUUUGUUGUUUCUCUAUGGAUAAUUUGUAUGGAAGAGAUAUAGAUAUAGUAAAGCUUCAAUUGGUGAA